Molecule: messenger RNA, 2962 nt
Organism: Athene cunicularia (burrowing owl)
Lineage: Eukaryota; Metazoa; Chordata; Aves; Strigiformes; Strigidae
Gene: HAUS6
Product: HAUS augmin like complex subunit 6
Exons: 16
Coding region: 1-2676 (891 amino acids)
Biological process (GO): spindle assembly
Cellular component (GO): HAUS complex; mitotic spindle microtubule
Molecular function (GO): microtubule binding
Source: RefSeq, a predicted model, not a curated record
AUGGACGGCGAGUGGGAGCGCGACCAUCUCCGUCUCUACAUGCUGGCCAUGGGCUUCGUCGAGAAGGGGGCUGACGACAGCGACUCGACUCUGAUAUCAGAAGAGGAUGUCCCUCUAGAAAAAAACGAUGAUUCUGUAUUGAAGCAGUGCUGUAUGUGGCUAAAGAGUGUUAUGAAUGAAGGCGAUGUUACUCAGAUUUUACCUGAAGAUGUUUCUCCUGAUAAUCCUAAAUGUUUUCAACAAUUGUAUUUGUUUGCGAGACACGCAAUGGUUGAGGACAUGAAGCUGAACUCUGUAGGCACUGAUACACCUUUUGCUGAAGAUGUAGAGUUGGAACCUGAGGAUACGUACAUGGCAUUUGCAAGACAUAGAGUUGCAUGCAGUAAACUUCUGCACAUUUUUCGAAGGGAAUAUUUUAUAAUUCAGGAAUAUGAGAGAAAAGCAGCGCUAUUAAAGAAAGAAAUAAAACAGAUAAAGUCUGAAUAUUCAGUCCUGCACACAAGGUCUUCCAAGAUGAAACAAAAUGACCAAAGCAAAAAUGAUAAAACUGAAAGAAUUCAAAAGGUCCGCAGUAUGUGGACACUUAUAAUGGAAAUGCUUACAUCUCUCAAAAAUGAAAAGGAAGUUGUGGAUUUUGUACUUGAAGGUUCUGUUGAUCAGUUCAUUUUAGAUGGAACUAACAUUGUUUUCAGUGUUCCACAACUGUUGGCUCACAGACUUGAAAGUGACAUAUACCAAACUUGUACAGGAAAUUUAUAUGAAGCUGAAGAACUGAAUUUCUUAACAGUCAUUCAGUUAUUAAAUGAAGCCCUGAAGACAUUGAGAGAUGAACGUAGUCAAUUUAACCAAUGUGUGGUCACUGAGAAUAGUAUUAAGUCCUUCAAUGAGUUACUACAGCGUUUGGAAGCAAAGAGCCUAAAACUAGAGAAACAUCACUGUGUGUUGAGUGGAUCUAUUUCUAGAAAACAGGAAGACUGGGAAGUGAAGUGGAAAAACUAUCUUGGCCUGUGUCCUUUUAAUUUAAUCUUAGAUCAGGAUGAGGAACUGCAUUUGUUAAGAGAUUUGCCACCCCUUUCUUUUAAUCUUGCAGAAGAAGAUGAGGAUGGUGCCCCUUACCAACAUGUAGUAUCAGUUUCAGAUGCAUGUGACUCUAUUCAUGAAGUAUCUUAUGCAAAAGGUGGUGAGGCAUUGGAAGCUCUGAUGGAUAAGUCAACAUCACCAUCAAGACGGAUCUCUUCAGUGCCUUUGGAGUCGUCAAAAACAUCUGAAAACAGAGAUGUGUUAAUUGAAAAGAACCUGCAUAUUGAAACUUGCAAGGGAGAAAAAAAGCCUGUGAGUCCAAAGAUGUCAAAAAAUGGAAAGAAUGAGUCUACCAUUUCAGAAAUGUGUCAGAAUGGAGGUGAUCAUGUUAUCCAGACAGAGUCUGCUGUCAUAAAAGAAGACCCUUUCGAGAAAACUAGAGAUGAACUGGUAGAAGAGGUUGUAAAAACAGUGAUAUCUGAGUUGCCUCAGAGUGGUGAAGAAAAAGGAAUGGCAUUAGAAGAUAUCAUUAGCUCAGUGUGUUUUAACCCAUUUGUAACAAGAAAAGAAAUUCCUCGAACUCCAGAAAAUCUGAUUACUGAAAUUAGAAGCUCAUGGAGAAAAGCUAUUCAGACUGAGUGCUCAUCAGACAUAGAGCUGGCCCCAACUGAAGUAAUGAUAGAAGCUCCAAUGGAUGCUGGACCUAUAACGCAGGACAUGGCAGACUCUAGAUUUGUGUGCAUGGCCUCUGACUUUGAUCCUCCCUUGUCAGAAGGGGAGUCCCAGUUGAAUUCUGUAGAAUUUGGACCUCAAGAGCAGAUGGGGAUAAGUCAUGUCAUUGAGUCUCCAGCUUCGGAAACAUCUGAAAUGCAAGAGAGUGAGAGAAAUAAAACACAAGAAUUAAAAUACGUUGUUUUGAACAGAAGUUCUGUAGACAAUACAGAAGAACCUACUAUUCAGUAUGUAAAGAGUAGCAUGAAUACUCUAGAUAUUUGUUCAGAAGACAGUAGCAGAACAAGUGUUGUACCUUCAGACCACUCUCAGGGUUCUAUAAUGAAUAGUAUGCAGCACAGGAAUGUAUCUCCACCAUUAAGUUCUACCAGUCCUGAAGCUGGCCAGUUGGGCAUAUUGGAUGAGACAUUUCCAGAAGAACUUGGUGACUUCAGUUUCAACAAAUCUGCAAGCUCAGAGCUUGAUUUUGAUGGAAUAGACAGCAUGCACUUAGCAGGUGGUUCAGAAAAUAAGGGGGAUAUUAAAUCAAAGCUAGAUCUACAGUCCCCAUUCAACACAUAUGAAGUGCUGAAAAUGUCUGCAUCUACAAGUGAAGAAGAGCUUCAUGAAACAUCUGAUGGGGAUGAAUUUUUAAGUUGUAGAUCAGACCAAAGCAUUUCACCAGAAAAAAUAGGAAAAUGUGAAUUGUGCAGUCCUCCAGAACUCUUCUCACUGGAUGAAGAAUUCACCAAAAUGCCAUCGCCACAAUCUCAUAAUGAGAGAGAAUAUUACCUUUCAUCUUUACUGGUAUCCUGUAAAAAUCUGGAGAAAAUGGCAUCAAUGGUAAACGAAAUCCCACCAGACUUAAUACAUCUAUUGAAGGAUAAAGAUAAGUUGAAUGAGAAGUCAAGAAGUAAGGAGCAGCCAUCAGGACCAAAUUUUUAAAGCAGAAGGACAACUGUAUGUGUACAGUUAUGGUUCACUUGAGCAUGUAGGAUCUUCUCCAAGCACUGUCUAGAUGAAGAAGUUGCACUCCUUUCUAUUUUUUGCAGAGAUUGUAUUCCAGUCUCCUUAUUUAGAAAUGUCAGUUGCCUGCUCUGGUUCUUCCAAUUUCGUGUCAUACAUUCUGUGUACAGAAUUACUUAUUUACUCUUAUUUACUAUGUAUUUGUUCUUAAGCAUGUUCUAAAAAAUAGCAGGUGUUGAGUAGGUGGCAUAAUCCUAGAAAAUGG